This is a messenger RNA of Ailuropoda melanoleuca (giant panda), 987 nucleotides long. It is a transcript of the gene CCNP, whose product is annotated as cyclin P. The coding region runs from base 2 to 925 and encodes 307 amino acids. The record is from RefSeq and is a predicted model, not a curated record. NCBI's taxonomy places the organism in Eukaryota, Metazoa, Chordata, Mammalia, Carnivora, Ursidae. The transcript is spliced from 7 exons.
GAUGCUGAGUCCCGCCGCCGCCUCCCCCGCCCCUCCCAGCGCCCCAGGCUCCGACAGCAUCCCCGAGGGCACGAGCGUGUCUCCAGGACGCCGGGAGAGGCCCCUUGGGCCGUGCGCGCCGCCGGGGCUGGCGGAGGCGCUGAGCGCACUGGGGCUGGAGGGAGAGCGCGAGUACGCUGGGGACAUCUUCGCCGAAGUCAUGGUGUGCCGCGCGCUGCCCUGGAGCGCCCUGCCCCGGACCGUGACCCCAGAGAUGCGCGCGCUAGUGGUGGACUGGCUGAUCCAGGUGCACGAGUACUUGGGCCUGGCGGGGGACACGCUCUACCUGGCGGUGCACCUGCUCGAUGCCUACCUGCGCGCCCGCCGAGUGCGCCUACACCGCCUGCAGCUGCUGGGCGUGGCCUGCUUGUUCGUCGCCUGCAAAAUGGAAGAGUGCGUGCUUCCCGAGUCUGCCUCCCUCUGCCUCCUGGGCGCUGGCUCCUUCUCGCGGGCCGAGCUUCUGCGCGCCGAGCGCCGCAUCCUGAGCCGCUUGGAUUUCCGGCUGCACCACCCGGGUCCGCUACUCUGCCUCGGGCUACUCGCCGCGCUGGCCGGAAGCAGCCCCCAGGUGAUGCUACUUGCCACCUACUUUCUGGAGCUGUCUCUGCUGGAGGCCGAGGCCGCAGGGUGGGAGCCCGGUCGGCGCGCAGCUGCGGCGCUGAGCCUGGCGCACCGCUUGCUCGACGGGGCGGGCUCCGGCCUCGAGCCCUCGCUUUACAGCCCCGCAGAGCUGCGCCCGCUCGAGCCGUGCAUGGCCCGCGCCGCGCUCCGAGGCCCCGCGCCCGGCCGCGCCGCCAUCUUCCUCAAGUACGCGCGGCCCCAGCGCCAGGGCACCAGCCUCGCCGCCGCCCGCCUGCUCCGCCGCCCCCAGACCGGGCCUCCCUAAGCCGGGAGACCCCAUCAAAAAAGACUGUCCGUGUGUAUCCGUUUCCCACUUCAAUAAAAGAG